Molecule: messenger RNA, 900 nt
Organism: Brienomyrus brachyistius
Lineage: Eukaryota; Metazoa; Chordata; Actinopteri; Osteoglossiformes; Mormyridae
Product: C-type lectin domain family 4 member E-like
Exons: 4
Coding region: 111-425 (104 amino acids)
Source: RefSeq, a predicted model, not a curated record
AGAAAUAUAGCAGCUGCAUUGCACUGAAAAAGCAAGAGCACAGAUGUCCUGUGGGUUGGAAAAGUUUCGAUUUAAAAUGUUAUUACAUCUCUGAAUCAAAGAAGAACUGGAUGGAAAGUCAGGUGGACUGUAGACAGAAAGGAGCAGAUCUGGUGGUUAUAGACAGCAAAGAGGAACAGACUUUUUUCAGUCAGUACCAGAGAACCUGGAUUGGUCUGACAGACAAAAAACAGGAAGGCGUAUUUAAAUGGGUGAAUGGGACACCACUGACCACAAGCUACUGGAUGAACGGGGAACCCAAUGACGAAGGUGGAAAUGAGGACUGUGUUGAGAUCAUCAAUUUUUCAGGCACAAUUGCGAACUGGAAUGAUCGGCCUUGCUAUUAUGAAGAAAAAUGGAUUUGUGAGCGUGAAGGCCUUGAUUAAAACUAACCACAAAAUGUAUGAUAGUUAUACAAAUAACUUUUAAGGAAAAUCAAUCAUUAAUUAAUACCCAUUAUCCAUGGCAUGAAAUGUUUGUUUGUUUUUUUGGAUUACUGUCUUAUUGUCAUUAUUAAUUUGCAUUAAUUUUUGUAAUUCUGUUUUUUGCUUUUCCUUAUUAGUCAGCGUGGCUUUUACGUUUAUAAUUACUGUACGGAUUAAUAAUAAGUAAUGUAUUAGAAAUGCUUACAAAGAUUUUUCUGAGACUUGCUUGAAAAGGUGUUGAGUUUGUGUCUUCUCCCCAUGUUCAGAUCUCCUCUCAACUCCCAUAAUCCAAGACAUACAGUUAGGCUAAUCUGUAUUUCUGAAUCACCCAUUGUGUGUGACUGUCAACAGAAGCGGAUUUGAAUGUGUGUCUCCUGUGAUGGACUGGCAUCCCAGUUCAGUUUCACAUUCUAAAAACUGAAAACAUUAAAAGACA